UGAUAUGGAAGACACUGAUUUUGACUGUCAGUACUGUAAGGAGUCUCUAUAUGGAAAAAAAUAUACUCUCAAAGGUGCCAGUCCCUACUGUGUUAAAUGCUAUGAAAACCUUUUUGCAAACGUAUGUGAAGGAUGUAAGAAGCCUAUUGAAUGUGACUCCAAGGAUUUUGCAUACAAAGACCGUCACUGGCAUGAAGCUUGUUUCAAGUGUGCCAAAUGUAGCCAUUCUCUGGUUGAGAAACCUUUUGCUGCCAAGGAUGAACUCCUGCUGUGCAAUGAGUGCUAUUCUAAUGAGUAUUCCUCUAAAUGUUUUGACUGCAAGGGAACCAUAAUGCCUGGAUCCCGUAAAAUAGAAUAUAAAGGAUGUAACUGGCAUGAAACCUGCUUCAUCUGCCAUAAUUGUAGGCACCCGAUAGGAGCCAAACCUUUUGUUCCAAAGCAGCUAAGCAUUUAUUGUGUGUCAUGCUAUGAGAAAAAAUACGCAAAUCAGUGCACAUCCUGUAAGAAGCCAAUCACAACAGGAGGAAUUUCUUUUCAAGAGCAACCAUGGCACAGUGAAUGCUUUUUGUGCAGUAGCUGUAAGAAAAAACUGGCUGGAGAGAAGUUUACAUCUCAUGAGGAAUCCCCAUACUGUGUGGACUGUUUCAAUAAUCUAUAUGGAAAAAAAUGCAAUGCCUGUUGUAAGCCCAUUGCAACUCAAGGAACAGCCAAGUAUAUCUCAUUUGAGGAUCGGCAAUGGCACAGUGAUUGUUUUAUCUGUGGGAAAUGCACCAUCUCUCUUGUUGGUCAAAGAUUCCUCUCACAGCAUAAUGAGAUUUUAUGUCUUGAGUGUGGACGUGGCAUUUAGGUCUAUAGCUUACACACCAAUUUCACGUUUUGUGCUUCUAUAUCAUUUUUAUAAAUCACAUAUUUCAAUGUA
Bombina bombina (fire-bellied toad) is the source of this 919-nucleotide messenger RNA. It is a transcript of the gene FHL5, whose product is annotated as four and a half LIM domains 5. The coding region runs from base 5 to 847 and encodes 280 amino acids. Gene Ontology annotation, molecular function: transcription coregulator activity. Gene Ontology annotation, cellular component: Z disc; nucleus. The transcript is spliced from 5 exons. The record is from RefSeq and is a predicted model, not a curated record. NCBI's taxonomy places the organism in Eukaryota, Metazoa, Chordata, Amphibia, Anura, Bombinatoridae.